AGAAAGCAGAGCGGGUGGGAUAAGGGCAGUCCUCUCAGGAAUUAAAAACUACUCGGCGACGUAUAGACUGAAGUUAUGACUUUAAUAUGGCAGAUAAGGGACCUUUUUUAACUUCGUGUAUCAUUUUCUACUUGUCCAUCGGGGCCGCAAUAUUUCAAAUUCUCGAAGAGCCAAACUGGAAAACAGCCAGAGACGAGUAUAUCGAACAAAAGAAAGUAAUUUUGAAGAAAUAUGCCUGCUUAACAGAGGAAAGUCUGGAUGAGAUUUUGGAGAUAGUGUCAGAUGCUGCAGGCCAAGGUGUGACCAUCACUGGGGACAAACAGCGGAACACGUGGGACUGGGCCAACUCUGUCAUCUUUGCUGCCACCAUUGUCACAACCAUAGGUUAUGGUAAUGUUGCUCCUAAGACUCAAGGUGGUCGUGUGUUCUGCAUCCUGUAUGGUCUGUGUGGGAUCCCCCUGUGUCUAGUAUGGAUAAGUCAGCUGGGUUCAUUCUUUGGAGACCGGGCCAAACGUCUGUCCCAGGUUUUGAUCCGAAAAGGUGUUUCAGUGAAAAAAGUCCAAUUUACCUGCACAGCCUUAUUCCUGUUAUGGGGGCUGGUCGUGCACCUGGUGAUCCCUCCAUUUGUUUUCAUGUCUUUGGAAGGAUGGAGCUACCUAGAGGGCCUCUACUUCUCUUUUAUCACACUCACAACAGUUGGUUUUGGAGAUUAUGUGGCAGGUGUAAAUCCAAACAUAGAAUAUCCCAGGCUGUACAGAGUGUUUGCUGAGUUAUGGAUCUACAUGGGCCUGGCCUGGCUGUCUCUAUUCUUCAGCUGGAAUGUCCACAUGGUAGUGAAAGCUCACAAAGUGUUUAAGAAAAGAAGGCACAGGCACAGACACUACUAUAAUGAGGAACCAGAGCCUGUAGAGGAGAAGCACAAUCCAGAAGUAAGGCGCUCUGUUAUUGACAUCUUUAACUUCUUAUCAGAGGAGGAAGAAGACUAUAGCACUGUCAUCAAGGCAAUUGGAAACAAGGAAAAACAAAGACUGCCUGCAAAUAACAUAAAUCGCUCUAAGAGCUGCAGCGACAUCCUGGCCAACAACAUCCAGACCCUGGAUCAUUCGCCACGUCACAGACGCAUGCUGAGCAUCAGUGAAGUGUUCAUAAAUGCUAUCACUGAUGUGGACAAAGGCAAACACGAGGUGCGUCCUUUAAUACAAGGUGACAACAGAGAUACUGAACCUGUACAAAGUGUGAGUGCAGAUAAAGAGGGGGACAGUUUUGAAUUAGAAAGUGAUGGCCUCGUCUUCACUGUACCCUCCAAAAAUACUAUGGAAGAGGAAAUUGUUCACCAUCCUGAUGGUGGAGGGACUAGGUUUACAAUAGCCAAGGUAAUAGAGGAAAAUGGGUUGAUGGACAAAGAUGAAAAAGGAUAAAAUAUAUUUUCUCAAAGAUCGUAUACCUUUACCAACAUUGUAAAAUCAGUUGGUCUGAGUUGUGUGAAAGACCAAAAUAUGACACAAUUAAAAAUACUGUCCUGUAUCAAGAAAACAAACUGCAUUUUGUGAAUAUUAUACUAAAUAAAUGACUUACGGUUUCCACCUUCACAAUGAGCCAGUGUUUGUAAAAUAAAACAUUUCUUUCUUUUGCA
Molecule: messenger RNA, 1633 nt
Organism: Eleginops maclovinus (Patagonian blennie)
Lineage: Eukaryota; Metazoa; Chordata; Actinopteri; Perciformes; Eleginopidae
Gene: kcnk5b
Product: potassium channel, subfamily K, member 5b
Exons: 5
Coding region: 87-1418 (443 amino acids)
Biological process (GO): potassium ion transmembrane transport; stabilization of membrane potential
Cellular component (GO): plasma membrane
Molecular function (GO): potassium ion leak channel activity; outward rectifier potassium channel activity
Source: RefSeq, a predicted model, not a curated record